Molecule: messenger RNA, 1772 nt
Organism: Syzygium oleosum
Lineage: Eukaryota; Viridiplantae; Streptophyta; Magnoliopsida; Myrtales; Myrtaceae
Product: GDSL esterase/lipase At3g26430
Exons: 5
Coding region: 247-1512 (421 amino acids)
Molecular function (GO): hydrolase activity, acting on ester bonds
Source: RefSeq, a predicted model, not a curated record
ACUAGUCGAUAAUCGAGAAACACGAUCGGAGUCUCGGAGAGAGAUCUCCCCUAGUGUACAUUUGAGUCGAUACGUUUGUGCAUAAUGUGAACAUGGAAUAAAUUUAUCACACGAACAUCCAGACAUUUAUGGACGGCAUUCAAAUUGAACAAUAGUCGUUGCAAGAAACAUUUUUAAAUUACCAGGUCAUCUUAUUUAUAUACUCUUCCUUUCGCUGACAUACGCUCUUGCACGCACUCUGAACAAAUGGAGGCUGACUCGAGGGAGCUGGCCUUCUUCGGCCUGCGAAUGGCCGUGGUGGCGCUCGCGUUGCUGCUCCGUCAAUUUCCGGCUUGUUCGGCUGCUGCGGCGGCUUGCGAUUUCCCGUCCAUCUUCAACUUCGGGGACUCGAAUUCCGACACAGGCGGGCUGUCGGCGGCGUUCGGGCAGGCCCCCCCGCCGAACGGAGAGACGUACUUCCACAGGCCGUCCGGGCGGUACUGCGACGGCCGCCUGCUCAUCGACUUCAUCGCGGAGGAUUUGAGAUUGCCUCAUCUGAGUGCAUAUUUGGACUCCGUUGGUUCAAAUUUCAGUCAUGGAGCCAAUUUCGCCACGGCCGGAUCACCGGUCCGGCCUCAGAACAUGACCCUUUCGCAGAGCGGAUAUAGUCCGAUCGCAUUAAACGUUCAGCUCUACGAGUUCUCUGACUUUCUCGUGAGGUCACAAUACUUUCGGUCUCAAGGAGGCGUGUUCACGAGCUUAUUGCCACCGGAAGAGUACUUCUCCAGGGCUCUGUACACGUUUGACAUCGGCCAAAACGAUCUCACAGCUGGAUUGAAGCAGAACAUGACCAUUGAUCAGAUAAAGGCAUACAUUCCUGAUGUGAUGACUCACUACUCAGAUGCAAUAAAGAAAGUAUACGAUGAAGGAGGAAGGUCAUUUUGGAUUCACAACACGGGCCCGUUGGGCUGCUUGAUCUACAUCAUGGACCGGUAUCAUCUCGAAGCUCCAGAAGAUGAACAAGGUUGCUUGAGCCCUUUCAAUGAGUUGGCUCAGUCCUUCAAUGCCAGGUUGAAGCAAGCAGUGGAUUCACUCAGGACAGAACUUCCUCUAGCAACAAUAACAUAUGUUGAUGUGUACUCUGUGAAGUAUAAUCUCAUCACUCAAGCACACAAACAUGGUGAUUACCUCAGUACCUCCGCAUCCUUUUUCAGACCUAAUAAUUUUUCCAGAACAGGUCAUUUGAUAGGAUUUCAGCAACCUUUCGUAGCCUGCUGCGGUCAUGGCGGUAAGUACAACUACAACAACAGUAGGAGGUGUGGAUUCAAGAUUACAGUUGAAGGCAAAGAGAUCGUAAUAGCAAAGUCGUGCGAGGAUCCGUCGGUCCGGGUCAGUUGGGAUGGAAUACAUUUCACCGAAGCAGCGAACAGAUGGAUUUUCGAGCAAAUAGUUGACGGCUCGUACUCAGACCCGCCGGUUCCUCUGAACAUGGCAUGUCAUAGAAUGGAUCGCCGAGACAAAUCCAUGGCUUGACCUCUCAUUGUCGGAUGCGGGGAAGCUAUUUCUUUUAGAGGUAAGGAUCAAGGACUGAGCUGCUUUCAACGUAGCAAAGAUGAACACUGUAUGGAAGAGAUAAACCAGUGAUUUUGGACAUGGUAUGUCCGGUUUGUGAUAUACUUGUGAUGUACCACUGGUGGUCUGGCUUCUUUAGCUUAUAGCUGCUUCUACUCCACAACCUCAGAAUUUGGUGUGCAUCUUAAGUUUAUUAAAAGAUUUUAACCAAUCUUAAGAUA